CAUCCCGAUCCGUGCUGAGUGCCAGUGAGACCAAAGUUAACCUUCACAAUGGGGAAGGUAAGGCUGUUUUUUAUGCUAUGCAUAUGUGGUGCCCCUGCAUUCCUCCAUAGAUUAUUCAAUAUUAUUAUAAUGAAUGAAUGAUUAUUCAAAAUCAAUAAAAGGGGAUGAGAUUAAUGAAAGGUAAUGUGUGCCUCUUAUCAGGAAUUUUUGUCUGCACAAUAAUUCUAAAUAAUUCUAAAUCCUGGGGCUCACUGCUGGGGAAGAUAUCUGGUGUUACACUAAAAAAACACCUCAACUGAUCUGUUUUUAGAUAAUUUUCUAUGAAGACAGGAACUUCCAGGGUCACUCUUAUGAGUGCGGUGGAGAAUGCUCUGACCUCCAUGCCCACUUCAGCCGCUGCAACUCCAUCAGGGUGGAGAGCGGCAACUGGAUGGUGUACGAGAGGCCCAGCUACAUGGGCUAUCAGUACUUCCUGAAGGAAGGCGAGUUCUCCGACUACCAGCGUUGGAUGGGCUUCAAUGACUGUGUCAGGUCCUGCCGCAUGAUCCCCCAGGUAAGCGACAGAUUAAGGAAGAGGUUAAAGAGAUACCGUUAACUCUGAAGUAUUGGAGGGACUCUAAAGUAUUACAGGGCCUUUUGGGCCUUUGUAGUUUGAUCCCAUGAAAUCAACUGCUGGACUCUGAGCAGCGGAGGCUGGUGGAGGGAGAAAUGGGGAGGACAGGCUCAUUAUCCUCCCCAUUUCUCCCUCCACCAGCCUCCACUGACUCUGUUGGACGUAUUCUACUGCUAAAUAGUACGAAUGUUUUCUGAGAUAGGCUAGACAUGAUUAUCAUCCCAAUAACGUUCCUCUCUGUCUCCACAGCAUCAGGGAUCUCACCGUAUGAGAAUCUUCGAGCGCUCUGAGUUCAGAGGACAGAUGAUGGAAUUGACGGACGACUGCCCCAACCUCUACGAGCGCUUCCAUUACAACGAUAUCUACUCCUGCAACCUGAUGGAGGGCUCCUGGCUUUUCUAUGAGCACCCCAACUACAGGGGGCGCCAGUACCUGCUGACCCCUGGAGAGUACAGGAGAUACAAUGAGUGGGGAAGCAUGAGCGCCAGGGUGGGCUCCAUCAGACGUAUUACUAUGUAAGAAGCUGAAUGUACGACUGUUGAAUGAAUGACCGUGGGAAAUCAUGUUGAAAUAAAUCCAUCCACACUAGCCGCCUUUUUUUCUCCUGCCUUUUGUAUUUUAAACCCCCAGAGACAUAAUGAAUAUGCAAAUGUUUCUGUUAGGUUGGUUGAACUUUAAAAACGUUUUUACCAUGAAUUAACACCCAUAUUACCAUGGUUUAAACGGAGUGAAACUGUGGAGUGAAACAACACCAAUCGACCUAGAAUAGGUUGCUACCCUAAAUACCUCACAUCAAAUGCUUGUAUUUAUUGGUUGCCAUCUUUUGUGUACGAGAGCACCAUUCAUACGAAUACAGGCUGUUUGCAACAAUCUGAGAAUUAUAUGACGUGAAGACCCUACAUAUUUUGCUUUGCACUCACAUUUGUGUAAUGUGUUACAGAUGUAGGAUCUUAAUU
Molecule: messenger RNA, 1569 nt
Organism: Coregonus sp. 'balchen'
Lineage: Eukaryota; Metazoa; Chordata; Actinopteri; Salmoniformes; Salmonidae
Source: the annotation of a GenBank genome assembly